AUGCAGUCCCUUGUAGCAUCAAUCUUGGCUCUCUUCUUUUUGUUGGGUGCAUUGGAAGCUCGCUAUAAUCUUCAAGACGACGUCGUCGUAAGCGCCGCCAUCAUAGUCGAUCAGAAUGGUCAUGGAAAUUUUACCACAGUCCAGCAAGCCAUUGAUUCCAUCCCAUCAAAUAACUCACAGUGGACUCGUAUUCACAUCAACCAUGCCAUCUACAGUGAAAAAGUUGUGGUUCCUAAAGACAAACCCUACAUUAUUCUCGAAGGAGACCUUGAUCACUAUCCUGUGAUUGAAUUUGGAGAUGGUGGAAAUGUUGUUACAAGUCCUACAUUUAUAGCACACGCGGAUAAUUUCAUUGCAAAGAAUAUAAUAUUCAAGAAUACAUACGACCGUAUUGACUUCAUGGCGGAUGUCAAUGGGAGGCCUACUACUUGGGCAGUUGCAGCUGCAAUCGAUGGAGACAAACAAAGUUUUUAUCAGUGUAGCUUCCUUAGCGUGCAAGACACAUUGAGUGAUGCCCGAGGCCGUCACUAUUUUUAUGAAUGCACCAUUAAAGGUGCCAUAGACUUCAUCUUUGGCUCUGGCCAGUCACUUUAUGAGAAAUGCCAAAUAGUUUCAGUGACGGACGUGAUAGGAUUUCCUGGGUAUAUCACAGCCAAUGGUCGUGGUGGUCCAGACGACCCAGCUGGGUUUGUGUUCAAAGAUUGCCAUGUAUCUGGAACAGGCCCUAUAAAUCUGGGAAGGGCAUACGGCAAUCACUCUAGGGUUUUGUUUUCUGGAACGUACAUGGAAAAUAUUAUUACCCCACAGGGCUGGAUGGCUGCAUGGAACACUGGCAACGAGGAUUUAAUUUCAUACUCGGAAGCAAAUUGUAGUGGACCAGGGGCAGAUUUGUCCCAACGUGUGACUUGGGAGAAGAAGCUAUCGGAUGAGGAAGUGGAAAGUUUAACAAAUGCAGCUAAAUUCAUAGACCAAGAUGGAUGGUUGGCAAAGCAGCCAAAAUAA
Prunus dulcis (almond) is the source of this 1002-nucleotide messenger RNA. RefSeq names its product probable pectinesterase 29. Gene Ontology annotation, molecular function: pectinesterase activity. Gene Ontology annotation, biological process: cell wall modification. Lineage: Eukaryota; Viridiplantae; Streptophyta; Magnoliopsida; Rosales; Rosaceae. The transcript is spliced from 5 exons. Bases 1 to 1002 code for a protein of 333 amino acids. The record is from RefSeq and is a predicted model, not a curated record.